GCGGCGGCAGCAGCGGUGGUGGUGCAGAGGUGCAGCGGUGGUGGUGCAGCGGCAGCAGCAGCGGUGGUGCAGCAGUGCAGCGGUGGUGGUGCUGCAGCAGCAGCAGUGGUGGUGCAGCAGUGCAGCGGUGGUGGUGCAGCGGCAGCAGCAGCGGGUGUCAGCUGUGCAGCAGCACCCCAGAGUAGCAGUAUUCUGUCGCUGCUGCGAGACAAACCACUCAACCAAAUCGUUAAAAUUAAUGGCUGGGUGAAGGGCUUGCGGCGACAGAAGGAACGAACCUUUAUCGAUGUUGAUGAUGGUUCCUGCAUCUACAAACUUCAGGUGGUAUUGUCAUCGGAGAAGCGACCAGCAGACCUGGGGUUCCACGCAGCAGUGUCAGUGACUGGUGUCUUGCGUUCGUCGUCCCAUGAAAGGCAGGAUGUGGAGUUGGUUGCAGAUGAUGUACAGGUUGUGGGCAGCAGGGUACACGAGACAUACCCGUUCAAGGCACGCAAGGUCCAUGUUCCAGAGUACGUGCGUCAGUAUCCUCACCUUCGAGCACGAACCAGUUCCUUCGCCUCACUGCUGCGUGUACGCUCGCAGACCAAGAUGGCAAUACACCAGUACUUACAGAAGGAAGGUUUUGUCAAUGUUGAUACUCCAGUGUUGACAACCAACGACUGUGAGGGCGGCGGUGAAGUCUUCACUGUUCAGCAUCUCAGCAGCAGCAGUGGUGAUGGCAGCAGUAAUGAAAGCAACACCAGCAACAGCAGCAGUAGUGUCGGCACUGCCAGCAGCAGUAGUGUUGGCACUGCCAGCAGCAGUAGUGUCAGCACUGCCAGCAGCAGCAGUGUCAGCACUACCAGCAGCAGCAGUGCCAGCAGUGAUGCAUCAAAGAUGACCAAUUACUUUGGACGUAGGACCCAUCUGACAGUCUCUGGCCAACUGCAUCUCGAAGCCCUCGCCUGCGGACUGUGGAAGGUGUACACCAUCAACCCGGCGUUCCGAGCAGAGAACGCCAACACUCGCAGACACUUGGCUGAGUUCUGGAUGGUGGAAGUUGAGGAGGCCUUUGUGUCCAGUGAUGACCACCAGGAAGGAGGUGGUGGCAGUGGCGGCGGAGGUGGUGGAGGUGACAGCGGAGGUGGAAGUGGAGGUGGCAGUGGCCUACACUCCUUGAUGGACAGACUCGAGGCUCUGGUCAAGACAUCAAUCCAGAAUGUGAUUGAUGCUCGACCAGACGACAUCGCGGCACACUGGAGCAAGAAUACUGCCACUCAGGAGAGAGUUAUGAGAGCACUGGACCGACCCUUCACACGCUUGUCCUACACUGAAGCACUCACCAUACUUGAAGAACAGAAGUGCUCAGUGCAGGGGAGUGCCUCAGUGUUUGGCAGUGACCUCUCACGGGACCAGGAACUGAGGUUAACUAGGCACCUGGGUGACACCCCGGUCAUCCUCACUCACUUCCCUGCUGAAACUAAACCUUUCUACAUGUGUCACUGUCACCACGACCCCAAGCUGGUGUUGGCUGUUGACUUGCUGUUACCUGGGGUUGGAGAGGUUGCUGGUGGAGGAGUGAGGGAGAACAAUGUGGCUGUCCUCCACCAUCGUCUCCAACAACAACAACUCUUGGAGACACUGGGGUGGUACCUGGAGUUGCGAAGACUGGGUGGCUGUCCGCCCACCGCUGGCUUUGGUCUCGGCUUCGAGCGACUGCUUCAGUUCAUGCUGGGCAUCAGCAACAUUAAGGAUACCAUAGCAUUUCCCCGGUGGUCGUACCAUUGUUUGUGCUGAACAAUUACAAACUAGCAGCCAAUAUGUUGCGAUGAAUGACUGUCAAUGAACAAUCACAAGAUUGAACUAUGACCCAUCACUCUACUACUUAACCACAAAGCUUACAAUAUACUUCACUGUACCACUAUAUUGGGCACAUUAUAUGUUUUGUGGUACAAUGCUGGGCUUGCUACCUGUCAAUACCAAGGUCCAUUGGUACCAACACUUAUGUGGAUGUGAAGUGUGGGUUUUAAACAGAGUCAGGAGGAGGUAGUCAAGAUGUCAGGUUUGAUGUGCAAUGUGACUACAUAUUAUGUAGAGAAUUCAGUGUAGAACUUCAAAGGUGAUGUAGGGUUGACCAAGGGUAUAAUUAUUAUUACAAUUAAAACUAAGUGCUAAACCCACAAGGUCAUACAGCACUGCAGGGCAGGAUGUGCUAAAGGUGAAAUACCUAAAGAUUAGAGACAAGUGAGGAGUAUGCAAGAGGCAGUGUCAGUAAGAGUAGUGGGCAGUGUUAAAGGGGAAAAUAUACUGUAUCUUAAAACAUUAAAGACAAAUUUUCAAAAAUGUCUCAAAAAUUUACCCAGCAUCUUGGAGGCCGAAGAUUACAUUGCUCUUAAGCCUCAACCUAAGCCUAGUGAAGUGUUUCAAUGUGUUAGGUAAGACACAUAUGCAACAGUUAGGUAUCUUUAUUUCGAAAUAAAGAUACCUAACUGUUGCAUAUGUGUCUUACCUAACAAUCUGUCGGUAUUUUAUACCAUUUUAAUGUUCAUCGAAGUGUUUCAAUACUAGACAGUAAUCUAACUUCUGUAUAUGACCCAAUAAUGAAUCAUGGAAGUAUUUUGUAUAAAAUAAUGAAUGAAAAAAUA
This is a messenger RNA of Cherax quadricarinatus, 2624 nucleotides long. NCBI's taxonomy places the organism in Eukaryota, Metazoa, Arthropoda, Malacostraca, Decapoda, Parastacidae. The record is from RefSeq and is a predicted model, not a curated record.